This is a messenger RNA of Plasmodium inui San Antonio 1, 2139 nucleotides long. RefSeq lists its product as hypothetical. The transcript has 5 exons. Bases 1 to 2139 code for a protein of 712 amino acids. The record is from RefSeq and is a predicted model, not a curated record. NCBI's taxonomy places the organism in Eukaryota, Apicomplexa, Aconoidasida, Haemosporida, Plasmodiidae. Gene Ontology annotation, cellular component: mitochondrion.
AUGAAAAAUGCGACGAAAAACCUGGCCACGUGUUUAGCCUGCAUCCUGAGUCUGCUUCGAUACGUACACUAUGCAUACAGGAUUGACAACAUAACAAUUAAGAAGGCGCGAUUUAGUGACGCCUUGGAAAGGACAGUACACAAAAUUAAUAAACGCGUCCAAAAGGACAGUGUCACAUACUACCACGUGUGCAAGUAUAAAAGAAUCCCCAAAAUUUUAACCGAAAGGAAUAAGCUCAAGGAUACCCAAAAAGUCAAGUACAUCGUAGGGAUUGAAAACACGUGUGAUGAUACUUGCAUCUGUGUCCUUGACUCCAACUUGAAUAUUGUUAAGAAUGUUAUCAUAUCUCAUUUUAAGGUGGUUCACAAGUAUGAGGGGGUGUAUCCCUUCUUUAUCAGCUCCAUCAACCAGCUGUUUUUGAAGCCCUACGUGGAGAAGACUCUGGAGGACAUUGACGAGAACCGAAUAAGCUGUUUCGCCUUCAGCGCUUGCCCGGGAAUAGCUAAAAGCAUGGACGCCGCCAAAAACUACAUAGGAGAGAAGAAGAAGAAAAACGGAAGCAUAAAAAUAAGUCCGAUCAAUCACGUUUUUGCUCAUGUCCUUUCGCCUCUCUUUUUCCACGUCUACAACGAUAAAAAUACAUACACGAAUAGUGGCCAGUACAAGGAAGGAAAGAGUAACCCAUCGAAAAAUGAACCUAGUAUCGACAUGCACAUCUCGGAGGAGGUAAGAAAGGAUAAGGAAAAAAUGGAAAAAGUGCAAGACAUUCUGCAGAUUCUCAAUAGCAACGAUAUGACGAAACAGAAGAAGGCACUUUUGAGCGAAGAGGAGUUUUUAAACUGCGGCAAUUAUGUGCUGAGGGGGGAGAUGGGCAACGAGACAACCCAAAGUGUGGACAGUGUGGCACCUCUAAGUGUGGAAACUGCGGCACCCCAAACUUCGGAAAGUGAGGCACCACAGAAUGUAGCCCACGAACAGAAGAAUACCUCCUCUGCGCAGAAAACCAAGUAUAGUGGGGACCCACCACAAGGAAGCCACUUGACAGAUGGAUACAUUUGCGCGUUAGUUUCCGGAGGAAGCACAGAAAUUUACAAAGUUCAGAGGAACAAAAAAAACGACAUUAAUUUGUGCAAGUUGUCCCAAACGGUUGAUAUUUCCAUUGGAGACAUAAUUGACAAAAUUGCCAGGCUGCUGGGACUGCCCGUUGGGUUAGGGGGAGGUCCCUUCCUUGAAAGGAAAUCAGCAGAGUUCGUUACAAGAAUGAAGGAAGAGCGACUGAGUGGGGAAGCUUGCGCGGAUCCAUUUCAGCCGUUUCCCGUUCCCUUCUCUGCGAACAACCGAGUCGAUUUCUCCUUCUCAGGCAUGUACAACCACCUGCGCAAAAUCAUCGAGGAGUCAAAAAAAGGAGAGUCGUUCGAGCGGGAAAAAGACAGAUAUGCCUACUUCUGUCAGAAAAAUAUUUUCAACCACCUCUUGAGGCAGAUUAACAAAAUUAUGUACUUCUCAGAGCUGCAUUUCAAUAUAAAAAAAUUAUUCAUAGUGGGUGGAGUUGGGUGCAACAACUUUCUGAUCAGCAAGUUGAAAAGCAUGGCUAUGAAGAGAAGUCAAUUGCAAGUUCAGCUAAAUGAAUUUAAAAAAUUAAAGAAAAGGCUAACUAAGAGGAUAAAAAAAAUAAGUGAGAAAAAAUUUUUACAUUCGAAAGUGUCCAAGGAGGUGAUCAAAGGGGAAAUUGAGUUUAGUUCAUCUCUGUAUUGGAAUGUUUACUUAAAACUUCUUUUAAAGAGGAAGACAGAACGAGAUAUCUUGUCAGCUUUAAACUGUUUUAAUUUUGAGGACUUCUCCAAACUGAAGGAGGGGGGACAUUUUCUGCUGGAGGGUCAUUCCGCUUCCUCCAAAAGUGAAGCGCCCUGGAGCGUGUACAGGACGCCGCCCAACCUCAGCAGAGACAACGCGGCCAUGAUUUGUUUUACUGCCUUCUUGAAUUUGCACAACAAAAGCGAUCUCCAUGAGGAUGUAUCUCAGGUUCAAAUUAAACCAACGGUGAAGAUCCAGGUUGAAAAUAAUUUCCUCCUCUUUUCCGACAUGAUCAUUUUUGAUGUCUUUUUGCACCAGUUUGGCGCCCAAGGGGGGGGGAUAUAA